AGAGGUCCUUGUAGUGUUAUUAGAGUUACCUCUUUUGCCUGAGAUGGGGAAGUAUUUGUGGUGUAAACUUUGAAAACAUUUCGGAUUUGUAUGUGAAUUUCGGAAGCUUAUGAAAUAAUUUUGGUGCCAUAAUCAGCAUACACUGUGAGAGAGAGAGAGUGUCAUUCAACAGUAACAGGCAUUUGGGGAAAGAGUCCUGAUACUGAAAGUCAGAUUGUUACUCUUAGAGGUUGCUCAAUGAGGAUGAAGUUCUAGACUGCAGUGGCCUGGUUGGAAAGAAUUUGAUCAAAUAUCAGAAUGACUCGUCUUACUGCACCAUUGCUGAGAAAACCAGGUAGAAGGCCAGCUAUUCCUCCAUUUCAGUUCCAGGAGAUUCUCCCAUUGGCAUUAAAAAACAGAAUUUCUGGUAAAAGUGGAGCAGAUAAUGAAGUUUGUUGCCUACCCGAGAUGAUGAAUAUGUUGAGCUGCUUUAGAGGUCAUGAUUUUGAUCAGUCAAAAUGUGGUAAAGAAAUGCAAGCCUUUCAGACAUGUUAUGUCAAUCAUUUGAAAAACCUUCAAAUAAAACGUAAAAAGGAAAGCCUUGGCCUGGUACCUGGAUUGAAUUACACAGAAAUGUCCCCUACACAAGUUAAUAGAUUAUUAAAGAUUUAUCCUUUACUAAAAUAGAAGAAGAAAUCUUUAUUUAGAAACUUGAAAUAAAAACCUUGAAAACUUAACAGACUCCUGAAGUUUGAACUUGUUUUAUAUUACUGUAGAUUCAGGUACUCAGUUGUGAAUUUUCAUGGAUCUUAGUGACAAUAAAGUUUUAAGUUUUUAAAAUGGU
This is a messenger RNA of Limulus polyphemus (Atlantic horseshoe crab), 823 nucleotides long. RefSeq lists its product as uncharacterized. The transcript is spliced from 6 exons. Gene Ontology annotation, molecular function: RNA binding. The record is from RefSeq and is a predicted model, not a curated record. Gene Ontology annotation, cellular component: mitochondrion; mitochondrial ribosome; nucleoplasm. Gene Ontology annotation, biological process: mitochondrial translation. Bases 298 to 666 code for a protein of 122 amino acids. Lineage: Eukaryota; Metazoa; Arthropoda; Merostomata; Xiphosura; Limulidae.